Molecule: messenger RNA, 7923 nt
Organism: Porites lobata
Lineage: Eukaryota; Metazoa; Cnidaria; Anthozoa; Scleractinia; Poritidae
Source: the annotation of a GenBank genome assembly
UUUCUUCAUGCAGGUACUUUUCAAGAGUUUUCAGUAGAGCAAGAAGUUAUCGAUCAUGCAUUCAAUGAUACGUCUUAUUUUGAUGAAGUUGUGGUGAAAAGGUUUAUCAUCAGUGAAAAUAUUACAUUGUUGCAUCAAGGUAAGAUAUUAUUAAUAAGUAAAGUGAGCAAGUGAGGUAAGUUAAAAAGAAAACAACAAUUGACCAUUUCUCAGUGUUUACGUGUGAUCCUAGUUUUUUAUUUAAAAAACAAAAAUAAACGUAAGACUGAAUUGUUAUCCUCUUCGGCAGACUGGUGAACAGCGACGAAAUGAUUGAGGAAUCAUUGGAUGGCACCUAAAUUGUGUCGCGGCUUAAUUUAAACCUCACGUUAUUAUUUAAGACUGUCAAUUACCUUAGAUCGGUAACGUCCCUUGUUGAAUGGUAGUUCUGAUAUAUAUGAUGAAUUUUAUUACGAAAUAUCGUCUAAUUAUGGGCUAGAAUUUUAAUGGUUUAUUUUACUACUCUUUUUCUUUCCUUUACUUCAAUUUUUAGCUUUGAUGCUUGUCGAAGAAGAUGUCAUUGCGAUGAUCGAGGGAAGCCAUAUUAAUACCUCUGACGCUUGCGCACUGUCUGUAGUAACUGGUAUUCCUGUUAUCAGCCUCCGUCGAGACACGAGGCCAACUGAUGGAUGCUUAAAAACAUUACAAAUACAAGCAGGAUACAGGACAUAUGCACAUGCUACUCUAGACAUCCUGAACACAUUUCAAUGGAAAAAUAUAGCAUUACUUUAUGAAGGUAAACCAAUUUCACGAAUUUCGAUAUAUAAUAAAACUAGUCCUAAACCUACCAACUUCAAAUCGUUACAAGGAAACAUUUCUGUAAUUACACAAAAUAGUCCAAGUAUUCCCAGAGUAUCAUGAUAUUGUUUAUAAUAACUACAAUGUACUUGCCACCGGUUUUUAAAUAGCUGCCGUAGAAAAUGUGCAUACCCGAUACACCUGUUUCUUCAUCUUCCAAGAAGAAAUUUUUUAACCUUAAGAUGAAAGUAUUGACUUGAAGUAAGAACUUAAUUCAGUUCAUCUUUAGAGGGCAAGAUAAAUCAAACAACAAAUAUUUUUGCAUCACAGCUAUUCUACACCUGCGUCGCCGUUGCCAGUUUUACAUUUCUUAAGUCACCAAAGAUAAUCCAACGAACAUCCUUUCAAUAAAUCGUCAAACUAUAUUAAACAAAGUGUUCAUCUGAGCAAAUAUAGGUCAAUAAAUCUCGUCUAUCUCGUUUUUAAUAUCCUGCGUUCUUGUGUACAAGUUUCCCGCCUUCCCCGUCUUUUUUGUUUUUGUUUGUUUGUUUCUUGUUCUUGUUUGUUAGUUUUCAGUAGAUAGAUAGAUAGAAACUUUAUUUAAGUGUCAAAAGCCGUCUAGCCAGGGAAAAAAGAAUCCCUUACUAAUUUGGGGACACCAAAUUACGUCCCUGAAGUAAAACUUGAACGGCGGUGUUUUUCUGCAGGAAACAAGGACGCUUGUACACAAGAUAUAUUAAAUGCAUGACAUUUAUACAUUUUUUGUCACUUUUUUUUUCCUUUUAGUGGAUCUCUUACAGGCAGCUGGCUACUUCUACUCUAUCUCCCAGGGAUCUGAGCUGACCGUAACUUUCUUCCAGAUUGCUGAAAAAGAAGAAUCGGACGAUAAAACAAAAGCAAUGUCAACAGCAAUGGAAAAAAUAGGAAUGCUAAUACCUGACGUUAUUUUACUCUAUGCUUCUACUAGGGAAAUUCUGGAACUUUUUCUGAAAAAGGUACUGUUUUGUACAUUCAUUUGCCAUUUCUUUAUUUUUCUAUUUCCUCGUUUGCUUACUAUUAAAUGCAAAGCAGUUCCUUUACCUGCCAUGAACACGAGCGAUGCCGUUAGGAUAGUUACUUUGGACUUUAAUUGGCUGUUUUUGCCUCUCCAGAAGAGCUGUGUAAACGUCAAUGGCUAUACCUGGAUACUCCAAGGACAGGUUUGUUAACCGACUUAACAGCUGGCAAAUUUUUACACCAUUUUAACUACAAGAAAAUCAAAGGGAAAUUUACAACAAAAGUCACCUCAUAACAUUUUCCUGCUAUCGAUGAAUUUUUCAGGGUCGCUGGUGGACCGUGCCGACGGUGCGCGGUGGAGAAGUCAAAUCGCAAAGUUUUACACUCAAGCUAAAAGCGGAGGGCGUUUAGGCACUAUACUACUGCAUGAGAAAUUUCUGCAAUUUUGUUGGCUUAGAGCGGUGGUAUUUCAGCUUAAUUUGAAAUACCUACAUGUGAAAAUUACAAACCUUUUGUAUAGUAUAUACAAGUAUAGGGUUGUAAUGGUGAACAACGCUAAGACCCCAUGCAGAGGCUUUCAAGUUGUUUGUUUUUUUGUUUGCUUUUGUUGUUUCAUCUUUUUUUGGGUAAUUCACCACAGGUACCAGGAAACCUAAGUAGUCGACCAGAGUAUGUGGUUCUAGCCUACAAACUUCCUUAUAAUGAGAAUCUUGCUCCUGAAGAAUUGGAAAAAGAAGACAAAACCGACGACUUUAGAAAGGUAACUGCAAGCACAUUUGCGAAUGAGCGAAGGCAGUGACAAACAAAAGUGAUAUUUUUAUUUUUGUACAAGUAGCAUGUAUCAAAUUAAACGCAUCCCUUCUAUUAAUUCUUAUUUACAAUAAUAUCCCCUACAGGAACUUGCUGCGGUUGCUUAUGAUGCGGUGCAAGUAAUCAACAAGGCUCAAACUGUAGAAACGUGCUUGUCAAUUAACGGCUCGGCAAUUACUUCUAAAGACCGCGAAACAAUGUUUUCUUGCUUGAAAAAGGUGAGGGACAAUUGUUUUUAAGCAAAUUACCUUCCUUCCCCUCGCCCGAGUUUGCAUUGAUGAACAGGUCGCAGACGAAAUUACACACACUGUUUUAUGAGAGUUUCUCGAAGCGUUCUGUUUGCACCUCAUGAUAUUGCCAAGUCGAACUAAUUCAUAUUUCAUUUCCUAUUGAUUAGUCCUCGAUCAUCAAAUUUUAAUAAGAAUAUAAUAUAGAAUUAGCGAUGAUGAUGAUGAUAAUAAAUAAUACAUGUAAGAGUAUUAAGGAAACCAUUAUUUUCCACUGAAUUAAGACCCAAUGGAAAGUAUCACUUCCCAUUUUAACAACUGGGACCUAAAUUAUUCCAACAGGUAAAGUUUGAAGGCAUAACAGGACCUGUUAGAUUUAGCCAGGAUGGAAAGAGAGCAGGAGUACAACUGGAAAUCUUGAAUCUGCGAAACGAUUCCUUUAGGAAAGUAAGUACUCCUAAAAUCGAUCACAGUUUUCCUUGGGAAAAAAAAGGGGAAAACAUUCGUGAUACAAUGCAAAUAAAUAGAAAUGGCGUGAAAAGUGCAGAAAAAGACUAUAACGCUUCAAACCAGAAAUGUGCAAUUAAUUAAUAGGCGGAAGUUAUAAUCAACGUCAUACAGGAUUCAACCUAAUUGUUAGUAAAAUAUUUAUCCGUCUCUGAUUGACUCAAAAACCUUCAACUAGGGACCUUUGAAAAAAUUUGAAAGUCGUUACAAUUGACGUCAAUUGUAGAGAUAUCGACAGAAAAGGGGACAGCAGUAGCACGGUACCUUACGGCUGUUUCGACAGAGUUGGAGAAAAUGGCGGGAGAUUGCACACGUUAUGCAAGGGAAAAAAUACCCAAAGUACUGCCAGAAAACAUGUACUUAGCAAGAAUACCAAAAGAUCCCUUCACAUCUGUCAAGGAACAGGCAAAAUUUUAAUGAGGGCGAAACUUUAAUAAAUAGAUUGAGGUAUGAAGUACCAUUUCUAGGUUUCCCAACUCUCUUUUAUUCACGCUAUCGUGUUUUCUUCCCUUAGGUAGGGACAUGGAAUGCAACGACGAAAGCCGUAAUGUUCGAAAAUAUACACCAUAAUAUGAAUGACAAAUUUCAUGGCGGCGGUCUAGCAGGCAGAACUCUCCGUGUUGUUGUCACAGAGGUAUGCACUUAAUAUAUUGCAUGAAUGUAUUGGCUUUUUAUUGUAGAUUUUCUUCUAAUUAGAAAGAGGUUUCUUGGCGAUCCUUGGCCGGAGAACGCAAUUAUCUCACUUAAUCAAGAAUACAAUGUACUCAAUCAAGAAGUCCGUUACCGGCCUUUAAUUACUCAAUUGCAAUAUAGCCCUAAAUGAUCUUAUGAUUCAGUUAGAUGUCGACCAAUUACAUUUCAAGGAUGCUGGAUGAUCAAAUAUUGUCGUUUUGUCGUACUUGGAGAGAACAAAUCAUUACUGUUUAAUUUUGACGUAGAUAGUAAUUUCUUGCGCUGGUUAGAAAACAUAUUGUUAUUAGUACCUUAGACGCUGUAAGUGUAAGAGUCCACCUUUCAUAACCUCAACAGGAUGAGCCGUUUGUCGUCCUCAAAAGACAAGAAGAUGGAAGCAUUACACAUGAAGGAUACUGCAUCGACCUGCUACGAGAACUUUCCAAGAGACUUCAUUUCUCAUAUCAUAUUAAAACAUCUCCUGACGGGCUUUAUGGCGCGAAAUUGGAAAAUGGAUCCUGGAACGGGAUGAUUGGAGAGCUUCUAAAUAACGUAUGAAAUAUCACUGCAUUCAAUAGACCAAUUUCGAUCAAUUAAAAUUCUCUAUAACAGGCUAUUUGCACGAUGCCGUCAUUUUACUACUAGGAACAGAAUCUCUUACGUUUUUCCUUUCAUAUUUAAAUUUGGUAAUCCCAGCGAUGAUUAAAUAAUAAAAGCCCUAAUUUGCACGAGAAAGCAAAACCCUGAAGGAUUUUGGUUGCACUAGUAAAAUGAAGUCAUCGUGUAAGUGGCCUAUUGGCUGCGAGGCUUGAAGGAAUAGAACAAAAGAAAUUAUCUUGAGGCUCAGCAAUAAAUAUUACAUUUCUUUUUUCUUCUUCCCCCAAGCUUUCGUACAAGGUAUGAAUUUUGAUAUUUCGAAAUUGGUCUGUUCCUUCAAAGUGCCAGAGCUAGAACGUGCACCGUUGACACAGGUUGACAACAAUUUAACAGCCGGUCAAGAGGUGGAUGAAUGCUAUUCCUCCUUUCAAAUUUAAAUUGACCCACGGUAUUCCCUCUUUAUUAGCCUUCCAUUCAGGCUUAUUUUGUCUAGAUUUUAUCAUAGUGCGUUGCAACAUUUACGAGGUAUGACUCAGUCGUCAUGAGCUACAUGAGGUCAGCCAAUGUUUUUUAGCCAAAACUGCCAGGUUAGCAUUGUUUCAUGCAGUAAAAAAGCAGCAAAAUAAAUGUGUGCUAAUUAUACACUGAUCUCAAAUAUCACGCAUGACAGUUUUUUCUUAGUUCGAACUAAACAAAAUAAGAUACCGCCAAGAUGGUCGCCAUUUUGAAAAAAGACACAAGUCAUAUGUAAUUAUUAAAGUAUGAUGAAUACAAUGUAUUUGUAAUAACAUAAAGAACGAAAAGACUUUCUAAUUUAAAAAUUAUUGUGAGCGCUAGGAAUUCCAAGAGCUAAACCUCCAUUAGUUCAUGGUUGCAAUAGAAAUUUACUUGACAAUCCACCACCACAAUUUUUUUCUUAAUAGCGCGCAGACGUUGCCGUUGCAGCUUUGACCAUAACUGAAAGCCGCGAAAAAGUGGUGGACUUCACUGUCCCCUUCAUGUAUUACACUGAAGAAAUGCUACUCAAGAAAGCAUCGUUCAACAACGGAUCGAUUGAUUUUCUACAGUUUAUGAAUCCAUUUCGCAUUGAAGUUUGGUUUGUUACUUUAGCCACCCUGGUAGUGAUUUCGGUUUCAACUUUUGUGAUAAACUACUUGAGUCCAUACGGUCACAAAGAUGCGAAUGGCCGUGGAACCUCUGAAGAGUUCAGUUUCUUUAACAGCGUGUGGUUUUCAUUGGCUUGCAUGCUGCAACAAGGAUCUGAGAGCCAGCCACGAAGCCUGUCAGGUACUGUAAGGUGGAAGUCGUUCGCUUAAGCAAGUGUCAGCUCAAUCGAUGACUUGGAUACUGGUAUACAUCUAAGCAUGUAUAUCUAAUAUUUAGUCAAUAUUUCUGUUCACUGAUUUUUAAUCAAUGAUAUAAUGCUUUGAGAGGAGGAGUUACUGUCUUCCCACAAUAUAUUGUAUUUCAAAAUGAUAUAUGGGAAUUUUAGUGACGUGAUUACUCGGCUGAUAGAGUCUCAGCAGCUUGAACAAGUCAAACUAACGUGGCAUCGUGUACGUGUGUUACUGUGACUCGCGAGUGUGCGGAAUCUUUGACGAAUUUUCCUCUUCUUUAUGAACAUUGUUAAGAAAGACUAGUUCCCCGUUGGCCCUCUUUAGGUGUGUUGACUCAGUUUGUCACCACGUGCACGCUCGUGUGAGUUCUAGUACUAAAAUGGCAGGUAGAACGGUUUUAAUGAUCCCAGUUGCUAAGUGCUAUCAAGUAGCAUAUCAAGUAGCAAACGAUUCCGACAAUUGAACUAUGCGUAGUGAUCAAUGUUUGUUUGUUUUUUUUUUUUUUACUUACUAGGUCGCAUUCUCGCCGCGUGUUAUUGGUUUUGCAUUCUCGUCUGGGUUUCAACAUACACCGCAAAUCUCGCAGCCUUUUUCACUGUGAAAAAUGCCGCGGCACCCAUUAAUAACCUGGAAGACAUACUUACAUCAUCUUAUAAAGUUACCAUAGUGGAAUAUGGAAGUACCUACGAGUUUUUUCAGACAAGUCAAUAUGAAACUCAUAGAAAGAUUUGGUACAGAAUUCAAGCUCACAAUUCAUUUGGUGGAAACACAAGUGAGGCUGUUAAAUUGGUCCGUGGAAAGGAUGACUAUGUCUUCAUUUAUGAUGGGCCAGUUGUUCGACAUCUUGCCAACAAUCCACCAUGUGAUCUGAUAACAGGUAAAGAUUAUUUCUCAAGAUUUAUAACACUGUGAUGAGAAAUACUUAAUAUUUUAAGAGGGUGAGGGUGAAGGUGAUGGGAAGCACGAGUGGGGGGGGGGGUGAGUUUACUAUAUUAUUCUUGGAUGUUUAUACAUGUACAUAUUACCCUGCGAGCAGAGACCGUGACAUUUUCGCUGAGUGAGCUGGCGUGCGAACAGUAGCCUCUGCCGACAACCGUUCAAUUUUCUAUCGUGAAUGCGCGAAAUUCGUCACGCGAUUCACAAGAAAAAUUAAUCCUCAGGUCUGUCGUCAAAUGACGCGAGUUUCGCGGGAGUUAAAAAAAUGCGACAACUCUUAUCUGCUACGCAAGACUCACGCUAGACUCACGCAAUGCUCUAAACCGGUCAAGAACAGGAAAAACCUGUUUUUUUCAAUUUAUUCGUCAAUAUUUCUCGACGGAUUUGAACGGUUGACGGCAGAGGCUACGUUUCGCACUCCAGCUCACACAGUGCAAAUGUAGCCUCUGCUCGCAAGGUAUGUACAUAUAUGCUUUAUUUUUCCAUUUGCUUUAGUUUUGCAUCAAGGGAAGGGCGUUGUAAUAAUUUUUAAUAACCGACUACACGUACGUGAAAAAAAAAAAAACAAAUGAAAAAGAAAUAAAUUCCUAAAGCGGAACUGAAGGUUGCUUUCUAAAAAUGUGUGGCACGGUUUAAAGUAUAUUUAUUUUAAAAACACUCAUUUACAAGUACACACAGUGUAUAGUGGCAAAAAAACGAAAUCUACACCUCUUAUAUUUCGUAUAUUUUAGACAGCUCUUGUGUGUCUCCCUUUUGAGUCUAGGGAUUAGCAAAUUUCCGGGAGUUUUACAUCACAGCCCAAAAUGCGCGGACGCACUUCCAACCCGUCUCCAACGGCGAAUUUGAUAAUUAUGACAUAAACCAGUUUUCGACGUUUUCGUUUUCUAGUCCCAGGUUUAAGCACGGCCAAAGGACUUGGCCUCGCGUUCCAAGCGGAUGAUCCAGACAUCACAGACUUUUCACUUGCCAUUCUGCGUUUACAUGAAAAUAGUUUUCUAGAAAACCUAAAACGUAAAUGGUGGGAAUCUUCUAAUGGAUGUCCUCAAGAGCAAGAGACAAGUAAG